This is a messenger RNA of Trichosurus vulpecula (common brushtail), 1455 nucleotides long. Its product is annotated as NT-3 growth factor receptor. Lineage: Eukaryota; Metazoa; Chordata; Mammalia; Diprotodontia; Phalangeridae. Gene Ontology annotation, molecular function: neurotrophin receptor activity; ATP binding; transmembrane receptor protein tyrosine kinase activity. Gene Ontology annotation, biological process: cell surface receptor protein tyrosine kinase signaling pathway; protein phosphorylation. Gene Ontology annotation, cellular component: plasma membrane. The record is from RefSeq and is a predicted model, not a curated record. Bases 10 to 1455 code for a protein of 481 amino acids. The transcript is spliced from 11 exons.
CAAUCGGAGAUGGAUGUCUCUCUUUGCCCUACCAAGUGCAGUUUCUGGAGGAUUUUUUUGCUGGGAAGCUUCUGGCUGGACUAUCUGGGUUCGGUGCUGGCUUGCCCUGCGAACUGUGUCUGCAGUAAGACAGAGAUCAACUGCAAGAAUCCCGAUGAUGGGAAUCUCUUCCCCCUCUUGGAAGGGCAGGAUUCAGGGAACAGCAAUGGCAACGCCAGCAUCAAUAUCACGGACAUCUCAAGGAAUAUCACUUCCAUACACAUAGAGAACUGGCGGAGCUUACAUACACUCAAUGCAGUGGACAUGGAGCUCUAUACUGGACUUCAAAAGCUGACUAUCAAGAACUCAGGACUUCGGAACAUCCAGCCUAGGGCAUUUGCCAAGAAUCCUCACUUACGCUACAUAAAUCUCUCCAGCAACCGGCUUACCACACUGUCAUGGCAACUCUUCCAGACGUUGAGUCUCCGUGAACUGAGAUUAGAGCAAAAUUUCUUCAACUGUAGCUGUGACAUCCGCUGGAUGCAGCUGUGGCAAGAGCAGGGUGAGGCCAAACUGAACAGUCAGAAUCUCUUCUGCAUCAGCACAGAUGGCUCUCGAAUUCCCCUGCAGCGUAUGAACAUCACCCAGUGUGACCUACCUGAGAUAAGUGUAAGUCACAUCAACCUGACUGUACGAGAAGGUGAGAAUGCUGUCAUCACCUGUAAUGGCUCUGGCUCCCCUCUGCCUGAUGUGGACUGGACUGUCACAGGCCUGCAGUCCAUCAAUACCCACCAGACAAACCUUAACUGGACCAAUGUUCAUGCCAUCAACCUGACCCUGGUCAAUGUUACCAGUGAAGACAAUGGCUUCACCUUGACCUGCAUUGCUGAAAAUGUGGUGGGCAUGAGUAAUGCUAGUGUGGCACUCACCGUUUACUAUCCUCCACGUGUGAUGAGCCUAGAAGAACCUGAACUGCGGCUGGAGCACUGCAUCGAAUUUGUGGUCCGGGGGAACCCACCCCCCACCCUGCACUGGCUGCACAAUGGGCAGCCACUGAGGGAAUCUAAGAUCAUUCGGGUGGAGUACUACCAGGAGGGUGAGGUCUCUGAAGGCUGCCUCCUCUUCAAUAAGCCCACCCAUUAUAACAAUGGCAACUACACCCUUAUAGCCAAAAACCACCUGGGCACAGCCAAUCAGACCAUCAAGGGUCACUUCCUCAAGGAACCCUUUCCAGAGAGUACGGAUAACUUUGUCUCAAUCUAUGAAGUGAGCCCCACACCUCCUAUCACCGUGACCCACAAACCAGAGGAGGACACUUUUGGGGUAUCCAUAGCUGUUGGACUUGCAGCUUUUGCCUGUGUCCUUUUGGUGGUUCUCUUUAUCAUGAUCAACAAGUAUGGCCGGCGGUCCAAGUUUGGAAUGAAAGGUAUGGUGGGAUUUCCAUUCAUUAGCAUGGGUGCCUUUGGGGAGAACUGA